GCGCUGGUGCCGGAAGUGACGUAGGAGGUCCGCGGGCGGAGGCGGAGGCGGAGGUGCCAUGGCGGCCGUUGACAUCCGAGAUAACCUGCUGGGAAUUUCCUGGGUGGACAGCUCCUGGAUCCCCAUCCUGAACAGCGGGAGCGUACUGGACUACUUUUCGGAACGAAGCAACCCUUUCUACGACCGGAUGUGUAACAAUGAAGUGGUCAAAAUGCAGAGGCUCACUUUAGAGCAUCUGAACCAGAUGGUUGGAGUUGAGUACAUCCUUUUGCAUGCUCAGGAACCCAUUCUUUUCAUCAUCCGGAAGCAGCAACGACAGUCCUCCUCUCAAGUCAUCCCUCUGGCCGAUUACUACAUCAUAGCAGGGGUGAUCUAUCAGGCACCGGACCUGGGUUCCGUCAUCAAUUCAAGAGUGCUCACAGCGGUGCACGGGAUCCAGUCGGCUUUCGACGAGGCGAUGUCGUACUGCCGUUACCACCCUUCCAAAGGGUACUGGUGGCACUUCAGAGAUCAGGAAGAACAAGAUAAAGCCAAGCCCAAAGCCAAGAGGAAGGAAGAACCCAGCUCCAUCUUUCAGAGGCAACGUGUGGAUGCUUUGCUUCUAGACCUGAGGCAGAAAUUUCCACCCCGAUAUGUACAGCAAAAGUUGGGAGAAAAGCCCAUCCCAGUGGAGCAGACCAAGAAGGAACCGGAACCCGCGCCCGAAACGCUGAAACCCGAGGAGAAGGAGACCCCCAAAAGUGCCCAGCAGACGGCAGGCCCCAAAGGACCUCCGGAGAAAAGGCUGCGGCUGCAGUGAGGCUGAGCGAGCGGUGGGCAGUGGACCGCCUCUCUCAGAGGUCCCGCCAGAGCCCCAGCACCCCUCCGCCCCUCCUCGUCAUCUCCGUGAGGAAUCGGAGCGGGAAACCCUCAGAACUGAGACCACCGCAGGGAGGAAAAGGACCCUUUUCCGUUCGGCUUUUCUAUACUACAGUUUCUCGUUGGUCCCCCGGGCCCGCUUCUUCCCCCUCCCAUUCUCCCCCGCGCCCCCCAGACUCUCCCAGGAAACUGCUGGGCCGGGUGGGGGAUUUGUAAGUGUCUGAGUGUGUGCGUGCGUGGGCGGGUGAGUGAGUGAAAAUAAAUGCAGGAAUUUUUAUAUCA
Molecule: messenger RNA, 1140 nt
Organism: Ornithorhynchus anatinus (platypus)
Lineage: Eukaryota; Metazoa; Chordata; Mammalia; Monotremata; Ornithorhynchidae
Gene: MED6
Product: mediator complex subunit 6
Exons: 8
Coding region: 59-799 (246 amino acids)
Biological process (GO): regulation of transcription by RNA polymerase II
Cellular component (GO): core mediator complex; mediator complex
Molecular function (GO): transcription coactivator activity
Source: RefSeq, a predicted model, not a curated record